GAGUAUUGAACGAAACCGCGCAGUUUCCGUUCUCUGGUACAAUCACCGCUUCCCACGCCCCAGCUACCGAACGUCGGGAAAACCGAAAGCUCCAUUUAUCGAUCAACCGAACUUAGCCGAGGAUAUAUUUCGUCUGCAAUUUUUAGUCAAGUUCAAAACCGUAUUUAAAGAAAAUGACGAUCAGGUUUAAAGAGCGUUGAAGAGGCGUCAAGUUGCCCUCAAAUUUGUCAGGAGAAAUGUCAUUCAAUUAGGGCGUGUUUGUUGAAUUUUUAUUUAAUUUACUCAUACAUCCUUUUACGUACUCGUACGUAUAUCUCCGUAUUAACGAUCUGCAUCUAGAUUUGACUUUACCCAAUUCGGAUCACUGUAGUUGAUAUGGCUGUAUUUAUGUUAAAUAUUUGUAAGUUUAAUGGCUGUGGUCUUACGUUUAAAAGUUUAGGUGAUCUCAUUCAGCACAUCGAGGAAACUCAUAUUGGUAAUAAUGUUGUAUAUCUUGUUUCACUAUUUAGAUUAUGAUCCCCGAGUUGUAGAACAAACGGAGCAACAGCAGCCAACUUGUAUACCUUUAAGCUAUGUCUUAAGGUUUCUAACAGAUGCGGCCAGAAAAGAGGGUGUCAAGCCCAUCCACCAAUCAAGGUCAAAUCAAGCCUGUCUCCCCUCCUCAGCACGUAACAAAAACAAUACUCCUACAGGCAGUGAGGCAGAGGAAGGAGAGGACUUUGUUAGUGAACCCGAAGACAGCAAUGACUCCUGGACAACUUCUUCGGAGUUCUCCGCUGACUUCAUCCUUCGUUAUGGCAGCAGGGUUGUGAAUCAAACUGCUACCAAUCAGAACAAUAGUUCUGACAAACCUUUUGCCUGCCCAGUGCCUGGAUGUAAAAAACGCUACAAAAACAUCAAUGGGAUCAAGUACCAUUCCAAGAACGGGCAUAAAAAUGAUGGCAAGGUGCGGAAGGCCUUCAAAUGCCCCUGUGGAAAAAGCUACAAAACUUCAUACAGCUUGAAAAAUCAUGCAGCCAUGCAACACAGUGAGUCCUUGCUACAGGUCAAGCUUUUGCAAAACAACAAAAUGUCCAUUAAAUUAGAAAAUGACUGCGACAGUAGUACAAGAAUAAGUGACGGACAAUUGUUUGACAACACGCCCGUAAAUGUAACGAAGAUAUCCAAGUGUAAGGUGUCUGCGAUUGAAGAUCAUGGGUACAUAAAACAAGAGCGUUCUGUUACCUCAGAAACAGACUGUGAAAAUGAUUUGGGCGUACUAACUCCAGCUUCUUCGCCACCUUUGCCUAUUCACACCUUGAAUAAGGCAGAGCCUGUAGUCCAUCCGGUACGUUCUGUACAGAAAUACCUUACUAAUUUAACCUCUAGUCAAAUAAAUUAUCCUAAUAUCAUAGUCACAGCAAAUAACAACUAGUCACCAACAAUAUAACUAUAGAACCAUUUGCCAAUGUAGUAGAAUGUUUCAUAUCGCUCAAGUUUCCAAAGUUUGAAUAUAAUCUUCGUUUUUGGUUGUUUGAAAUUAUGCAUAAAUGUAAUAUAUUCUAAUACGUUCACAAUACUAUGCAAGGGAAAGUAUAAUACUAGAAUAAGUUUCUAGAGUUUAGAUUUCUGAGUGAGCAGCUAGUUUCACAGACUAUUUUCAAAUUCCUAGAUCUUCAUUGUUAAGUAAGACUGGUCUAGUCAAUAAUGAUAAUGACCUCGUAUAAUUUGCAGCUCAAAUAUAGUUAUACAAAGAUAAAGAAACUGCUGACAACUUAAAAUUUCAUUUAUAUUUAGUCAAGACCAUAUCCUGGAUUUUUGAUACCUAUAGUAUUUACAAUGGAUAGGACCUUAUAGUGAGCAUAUCGGAUUAGCUGAUCACUGUUGAAUAUGAUUCAGAAGGAUUUGAUGAUUUGAUUCUUGCACAAACUCGUAUUAUAAUGAUUUUACUGAUAUUACAAAAAUUUUAGAAGUUCUAUGAUGAUAUGAAAUGUCUUGAUCACAGUAAAAAUUAUUUACCAUGAACGUUACUUAACUUUCUCAAAAUCAUCAUAAUCAUAGAAUGUCAUAAUCAAUACAUAUUUUAAUGAUUCUAUUUUCAUGGUCAAUCAAUAUAUAGGUGAAUAUUAGAGGACAAUACUCUUCAACCUGUGUAACAUGUGCAACCCCCCACAACUUUGGGGUAGUUCUAAUUGACCGAAUCUUUUAGAGUCAUUUGUACCCAUACCUAUUCAACAAAUUAUAAUUUUUAACACUAGUCAUUUGUGAUUCAAAAUUGUGGUUGAUUAACCUGAAUGUAUUACAGUGACUCAAUUAAUGCGAUAUUAUAAUGAUCUAUUGUGGUUAUAAGUUUUGAGAGUAUGCAAAAAUGAUCAGAUAAGACAAUGGCGACCAAAGUUGAAUCAGUUCUUUAUUUUAUCUAUUCGUAAGUGUGUGAUUAGCAAUUAUUUUGUUUGAGAAUCUUUGUUAGAAUAUAAAUUCGUGUUUCCUCGAAAUCUGCAAUAACUCGGUGAUAUUACUUUGGGUAUGUUUUCGACGUUCAUUGGCCAUCUAAUAUUGAGUAUUAGUCACAGUCAAGAUGACAAUAAUCGUCUACAUACCUGAUAUAAUUCCAUUGAUAUAACAUAGUUAUUCAUUUGUUAUUACAUUCAUAAAUAAAUAAAUGAAAAUAUAUUAUUGUAGUAGAAUUUUGUUACAAAUAAAUUGAGAAAAUUUUAA
Messenger RNA from Athalia rosae (coleseed sawfly), 2697 nucleotides. Its product is annotated as juxtaposed with another zinc finger protein 1. Gene Ontology annotation, cellular component: nucleus. Lineage: Eukaryota; Metazoa; Arthropoda; Insecta; Hymenoptera; Athaliidae. The transcript has 5 exons. The record is from RefSeq and is a predicted model, not a curated record. The coding region runs from base 482 to 1414 and encodes 310 amino acids.